This is a messenger RNA of Danio aesculapii, 2651 nucleotides long. RefSeq names its product heat shock factor protein. Gene Ontology annotation, biological process: regulation of DNA-templated transcription. Bases 81 to 1355 code for a protein of 424 amino acids. Gene Ontology annotation, molecular function: sequence-specific DNA binding; DNA-binding transcription factor activity. The record is from RefSeq and is a predicted model, not a curated record. The transcript is spliced from 12 exons. NCBI's taxonomy places the organism in Eukaryota, Metazoa, Chordata, Actinopteri, Cypriniformes, Danionidae.
CACAGCCUGCGAAUCUGGAGCAGUGUGACGAUCUCCACACAACACACAAAGUUUCUUCAUCUUAUCUUUAUAUAAAAAAGAUGAAAAACGUCCCAGCGUUUGUCAGCAAACUUUGGACACUUGUAGAGGCUCAGGCAACAAAUCACCUGAUCUGCUGGAGCCAAGAUGGCUGUAGCUUUCUUGUCCAAGAUGAGCAGCGGUUCAGCAAAGAAGUCCUGCCCUUUUACUUUAAACACAGCAACAUGACCAGCUUUGUGCGCCAACUCAACAUGUAUGGCUUCCACAAAGUGUUGCAUGUAGACUCCGGCUUGCCUAAAACUGACAGUCAACUUAACUGCGUUGAGUUUCAGCACGAGGACUUCCAGAGAGAUCAGCCUCAUCUGCUGGGCCUCAUCCGCAGGAAGGUUUCUGUUAGCCGUGGGGUUGAGGAAGGAGGCCAAAUGUCUCAGGUAAUCGUUCAGGUUAGACAUUUCAGAGGUUGGCAAGACUCCUCAGACCUCAAACUCAAGGCUUUGUGCAGGGAUAACGAGAGCUUAUGGAGAGAAUUGGACACAUUAAGACAGAACUACCAGCAGCAGCACAAAAUCAUACGCAAGAUUAUAAAAUUCAUCAUCAACAGCGUACAAUUAAAUGGGAUCAAAGGUUGCAAACGGAGACUCCCUAUGAUCGACAAUUCUGGAGAAUUUCAGUCUGCACCAAAAUAUGCGCGCUCGAUUGGUGUGAACUCCACCCUGACAACUUCAUGCCUCCAAGAGAUCCCCUCGCUGCAAGAGCUGGAUGUGUCAUCCGCUGACGUGUACUCCAAUGGCAUGAUCAUCUCUGACAUCACACACCUGCUGGAUCCCACACCUGAGCUGAACAGAGGUUGCAUGACUGAAUGCCUUCCUGAAAUUCUCCCCACAUUCUCACCUCCCGCCUCUCCUAUGCCCUCCGUGGACCUGGGACUGUCUUUUCUGGAUGACCCAGUUGUCCUGGAGUCUGAGGAAAUAGCCCAGGAAAGAAAUGAUGUUUGUGACCCACUGACGCUUAUUGACUCCAGUUUAGAAGCCAUCCGCUCCUGCUCGCCACCAUCACCACCAGACCUGGACAAUUUCAGCAAGAUUCUCAGUCCUGGCUGCCACAUUUCUGCUGCUAAACUAACCGAGAGCAAGCAGGAAAGCCAGAAUGAAGAAAACACAGUUACACAUCAGAGAAGCUUGCAACAAAACACAGACCUGCAGCAAGAGCACUGUGACGAUGAUGAUGAUGGAGAGUUUUCGGAUAUUUUGCCGUCCCUGCUGCAGCUGGCACAAGAAGCUUCAAGCCUUUCCUUUAGCAACACUACACUGCCCUUAGAGAUCCCUUUUGUCAUCUAAACUCUAAUCCUAGAGGCACACCAACAGUACAUAUUUUGGAUGUCUCCCUUAUCAGAUCCAUUCAUUUCAGGUUUUGGAGUCUCUUCUUAUGUUCUGAUGAGUUGAUUCAGGUGUGUUUGAUAAGGAAGAGGUUGAAAAUGUGUACUGUUGGUGUGCCUUUAGGAACAGGGUUGGGAAAACAAUGAUCUAAAUAGCUCCAAUGCAUAGACUUUUGCGUCAUUUGUGAUUGUGGAUAUGGUGGUUGGUUGAUAGUGAAAAGUGGCAUCUAAAUUGUCAGUUCUUCUAUUUGAUGAAGAGCUCGAAUGCUGCAGCAUACACAACCUAACAAAAGUCUUGUCGCCUAUCCAAGUUUUAGGAACAACAAUUAAUAACUUGACUUCUAGUUGAUCAUUUGGUAUCAGAAGUGGCUUAAAUGAAAGGCAAAGGCCAGUAGAUUACGCUUAUUUUACCAAAAUAAAAGAUGAUCAUGCCUUGAUUUUUAAUGAUUUAAUUAGGACAGUAAGGUAUGACUUUGCUUAGACAAAAGUCUUGUCACGUAACAGAAAUAAUGUACAGUAUAGAAUAUAAAGUCAUACUGCAGUGGAGAAAUAAUUAAUAUUGUGUAUGACUCCCAUGAGCUUGAAGGACUGCAUCCAUACAUCUCUGCAAUGACUCCAAUAACUUCAUCAUCUGGAAUGGCAAAGAAAGCGUUCUUGCAGGACUCCCAGAGUUCAUCAAGAUUCAUCUUUAAUCUUCAUCUGCUCUUUCAUCUUAACCCAGACAUGCUCAAUAAUGUUCAUCUAUGGUGACUGGGCUGUCCAAUCCUGGAGCACCUUGACUUUCUUUGCUUUCAGGAACUUUGAUGUGGAGGCUGCAGUAUGAGAAGGAGUGCUAUCCUACUGAAGAAUUUGCCCUUUCCUGUGGUUUGUAAUGUAAUGGGCAGCACAGAUGUCUUGAUAACUCAGGUUGUUGAUGUUGCCAUCUGCUCUGCAGAUCUCUCGCAUGCCCCAUACUAAAUGCAAUCCCAAACCAUGAUUUUUCCUUUACCAAACUUGACUGAUUUCUGUGAGAAUCUUGGGUCCAUGUAGGUUCCAAUACGUCUUCUGCAGUGUUUGUGAUAAUUCUGAUGCAGUUCAUCAGAUGAUACACUGGAAAAAUCUACCUUCUGCCACUUUUCCAAUUGACCAACUAGAAGUCAAGUUAUUAUCUGUUGCUCUUCCAACUGGGAUCAACGACAAAACUUUAUUCAGGAAGUAUAAUUAAUCAUUAUUCAUCAUUCUGAUGCACGUUAUUUGUAUAAAUGAUGUAAUAUUUAAA